Messenger RNA from Chironomus riparius, 711 nucleotides. NCBI's taxonomy places the organism in Eukaryota, Metazoa, Arthropoda, Insecta, Diptera, Chironomidae. The record is from the annotation of a GenBank genome assembly.
CAAAAGAAUCUGUGAUUUUAUUGGAAAUUUUAUUCUAUAGUUUAGAGUUCAAUAUAAGCAUCAGUUCUAGUCAUGUACAUUGAUAACAAAAUGGAUUCAAUAUCUAGUUUAAAAUCGAUAAGACGGCAUUACAAGAAAGAUUCUCGUUAUGUAAAUGAUCUAUAUACUUUGACAUAUGACAAUCAUGAGUCACUUGAUACUGUCGAGCUAAUCUCAUCACUCUAUUUUCGCACGGAUAUUACUGACGAUAAAUCAAUCGAUACCCAGCGAUAUGUUGGUCGAAGACUCACGAUGGGCUAUACAGAUCGGUUAAUACGAAAUGCCAAUUUACAUUAUCGAUUAGCACAUGCAAAGGAUGUGGCUUUACGUCAAUUUGAGCUAGAAAAAAAUCAUCAAGGUGUGUCAGAGCUAGCAGUUUUUAUUAACAGAACAUUAAUAAAAGUAAAAAAGGAGCAACCACAGCCCAUAACUCAUCUGUCGCGAAAAUUGCUGGUGAACAUGAACAUUACUCAACUUCAAAUUGUCAUCAAUGAAAUUCACACAUUCAUCGAGUCACUAAAUGAGGCUCUCGUUAAAAAUCUAGUUGAACGUGAUGAACUGCUGUCGAAAAGAGAUGCCAUGCUAAUUGCAAUUGAGAAAAACUCAAGGGAAAAAAGGCUAAUUGAGAAGGGAAAUUUUUAAUUGCUGAAGAAAUGUCAAAAUAGGGACUGG